UAAAGCAGGAUGUGACUGUAGGAGUUUAUAGUUCUCAUGAGUAUCACUGCUCUUCCUUUCCACAGUUGAGAGACUACCAUCCCCAGGCCAACCCUAGUGUUGGUACAGGAGCAAGCGACACCAAAAAGAAGAACAUCAAUAAUGGUGCUAACCCUGAGACAACCACUUCUGGUGGUUGCCACUCACCUGAGGAUGAAAAGAAGGCAAGCCACCAACAUCAGGAAGCCCUAAGGAGGGAGCUAGAGGCCCAGGUUCAUACCAUACGAAUCCUCACAUGGGAGAAAAUGGAGCUUCAGACGGCACUCUAUUACAGCCAGCGUGCUGUCCAGCAGUUGGAAGGAGAGUCCAGGCAUCUAGUCAGCCGCCUGCAUGAUUCAUGGAAUUUUGCAAGAGAUUUAGAGCGGGAUCUCUCUGCUGUUGCUACACAGAAGAAGGAGGCUGACAGGUACAUCGAGGAGUUAACAAAGGAGAAGGACUCCCUCAGUCUGGAACUGUACAGGAACACCAUAACCGAUGAUGAGCUGAAGGAGAAAAAUGCCGAACUACAAGAAAAACUUCGACUUGUAGAAUCUGAGAAGUCUGAGAUCCAGCUCAAUGUAAAGGAGCUAGAAAGGAAGCUGGAGAAGGCCAAGCUCCUGCUGCCACAGCAGCAGCUGCAGGAGGAGGCUGACCACCUGGGUAAGGAGCUUCAGAGUGUGUCAGCGAAGCUCCAA
Chlorocebus sabaeus (green monkey) is the source of this 713-nucleotide messenger RNA. The record is from RefSeq and is a predicted model, not a curated record. Lineage: Eukaryota; Metazoa; Chordata; Mammalia; Primates; Cercopithecidae.